This is a messenger RNA of Python bivittatus (Burmese python), 2253 nucleotides long. NCBI's taxonomy places the organism in Eukaryota, Metazoa, Chordata, Lepidosauria, Squamata, Pythonidae. The record is from RefSeq and is a predicted model, not a curated record.
UCUAUCAGAGAAGUCACAGGCUAUGUCUUGGUAGCUCUGAAUCAAUUUGAAUACCUUCCUCUGGAGAAUCUGCGGAUCAUUCGUGGAACAAAACUGUAUGAGGAUCGUUCUGCGUUGGCUAUCUUCCUCAAUUACAAAAAAGACGGGGGCUUUGGACUCAGGCGGCUUGGGCUGAAGAACUUGACUGAAAUCUUAAAUGGAGGAGUAUAUGUUGGCCAGAACAGAUUUCUGUGCUAUGCAGAUACUAUUCAGUGGGAAGAUAUUGUCCGUAACCCUUUGGCUUCCAAUUUCUCUGUGGUUCCAAAAAACAGUAGUACAGACUGUGGACAGUGUCACAAGUCCUGUGGAAACCGAUGCUGGGGACCUUCAGCAGAUCAGUGCCAGAGUUUAACGAAGGUGGUGUGCGCGGAGCAGUGUGAUGGCCGAUGCUACGGGCGUUCUGUCAGCGAAUGCUGUCAUCGAGAAUGUGCGGGAGGCUGUUCCGGACCCAAAGACACAGACUGCUUUGCAUGUAUGAAUUUUAAUGACAGCGGGGCCUGUGUCACCCAGUGCCCACAGACUUCAGUCUACAAUCCUGCCACAUUCCAGAUGGAAACCAACCGAGAUGGCAAAUAUACUUAUGGUGCUUUUUGUGUCAAAAAGUGCCCACACAACUUUGUGGUUGAUAUCAGCUCCUGUGUACGUGCCUGUCCAAGUCCCAAGAUGGAAGUAGAGGAAAAUGGUAUUAAGACAUGCAAACCAUGCACUGACAUUUGCCCUAAAGCAUGUGAUGGCAUAGGCACGGGAAGUUUGAUGUAUGCUCAAACUGUAGAUUCCAGUAACAUUGAUAAAUUUAUCAACUGCACCAAGAUCAAUGGGAACCUGAUCUUCCUUGUCACUGGAAUUCGUGGGGACCCAUAUCACACAAUUGAAGCGAUUGACCCGCAGAAUUUACAUGUCUUCCAAACAGUGAGAGAGAUAACAGGAUUCCUGAAUAUACAAUCCUGGCCUGAAAAUAUGACAGAUUUUAGUGUGUUUUCAAAUCUGGUAACUAUUGGUGGAAGAGCAUUAUACAGUGGUCUUUCUUUGCUUAUUCUCAAGCAGCAAGGAAUUAGAUCUCUCCAGUUCCAGUCCCUGAAGCACAUCAGUGCUGGGAACGUCUACAUAACCGACAACAGUAACUUGUGCUACUAUCAUACCAUCAACUGGACCAGCCUCUUCAGCUCUCCCAACCAGAAGACCGUCAUCCACAGAAAUAAGGGGGCUGAGAACUGCACUGCAGAAGGGAUGAUAUGCAGCCAUUUGUGCUCAAAAAAUGGAUGCUGGGGGCCAGGGCCAGAUCAGUGUUUAUCAUGUAAACACUUCAUCAGAGGAAAAACCUGUGUAAAGUCUUGUCACCUUUAUGAAGGGGAAUACAGGGAGUUUGCAAAUGGUUCAGUUUGUGUGGAAUGUGAUCCGCAGUGUGAGAAGAUGGAUGGAAACAGAGUUACAUGUAUGGGGCCUGGACCAGAUCAUUGUACCAAAUGCUUCCAUUUUAAAGAUGGCCCCAACUGUGUUGAAAAAUGCCCUGAUGGUGUACAAGGGACAAACAGCUUCAUAUUCAAGUAUGCUGAUGAGGAUCGUGAAUGUCAUUCUUGUCACCCAAACUGUACCCAAGGGUGUAGAGGCCCCACUAGUCAUGACUGCAUUUACUAUCCGUGGACACGCCAGUCCACAUUACUACAGCACGCUAGAACCCCCCUGAUUGCUGCCGGAGUGAUUGGAGGACUCUUCAUCAUUGUCAUUUUGGGCCUUACAUUUGCAGUUUAUGUGAGACGUAAGAGCAUUAAAAAAAAGAGGGCUUUACGAAGGUUCCUAGAGACUGAGCUGGUAGAACCUUUGACGCCCAGCGGCACAGCACCAAAUCAGGCACAGCUUCGCAUUUUGAAGGAAACUGAGCUAAAGCGUGUCAAGGUUCUUGGAUCGGGGGCCUUUGGAACUGUGUAUAAGGGCGUUUGGGUUCCUGAGGGAGAGAGUGUGAAGAUUCCUGUAGCAAUUAAAAUAUUGAAUGAAACAACUGGUCCAAAGGCUAAUGUGGAGUUCAUGGAUGAAGCACUUAUAAUGGCAAGUAUGGACCAUCCGCAUCUGGUUCGAUUACUAGGAGUCUGUUUGAGCCCCACAAUCCAGCUAGUUACUCAGCUGAUGCCCCAUGGUUGCUUACUAGACUACGUGCAUGAACAUAAGGAUAACAUUGGUUCCCAGGUUUUGCUUAACUGGUGUGUUCAGAUAGCCAAG